Penicillium macrosclerotiorum is the source of this 666-nucleotide messenger RNA. RefSeq lists its product as uncharacterized. The transcript has a single exon. Bases 1 to 666 code for a protein of 221 amino acids. NCBI's taxonomy places the organism in Eukaryota, Fungi, Ascomycota, Eurotiomycetes, Eurotiales, Aspergillaceae. The record is from RefSeq and is a predicted model, not a curated record.
AUGCACGUCCAGUGGCAUAUAGUCACCUUCCUAUUGGGUACCCAGCUAGCUGGUGCCAACAUGCUCCGGCCUGCAGCCGCUGUCGCCCUUGCCAAUCUGGAAGCCCGAGAUGCACAGUGUCCCGAGGCGACACAGACCCUUUGUUCCGAUGGAACUGGCUGCUGCCCAUCAGGAGUAGCAUGCAUAUACCAAACAGGUAUACCCAAGUGCGACUCGCCAUGCAAUGGGGGUCCGACUUGCAAGAAUGGAAACUGCUGCGAGAUUGGAUACAUCUGCGAUUCAACCGGCAUCCUGUGCGUCCUGGACACCGCAAAACUGACCGGCAUCCCAAUCCCAACUUUCACGUCCAUGAAUCCUGGCGGUCCAAUUGAGACGACUGAUGUCUCUUCGACGAUGCCGGAACCUGCAACCUCGUCGGGGGCCGGUGGGUCAUCAUCCACUAAUCAAGGAGGAGGCUCGUCGAACAACGCCUCUGGAUCAUCUGCUUCAACACCGUCUAUCACAUCCUCGUCUGGCUCCAUGCCCUCAUCUACUGCUGGCUCAUCAUCAUCUUCUGCCGGCGCAGCCUCCUCGACAACGUCACCUGGAAUCGCAACUUCGUUGGGAUCGGAUUCUUGGACGACAUGGCUAUUUGCCUGGGUGAUCGGACUGCCUCUCAUUGCAUAG